UUCCCGGAAUGUAAAAAUGCGGAUUUUGUACAGUCCGUUCGUUCCGAGCAGCAGCCCUGUUGUAUCAUGACUGACUGUAUUCGCCCCGUGCGUGCCCGUUCUUUCUCAAACGAAGGGAGUUGGCCGAGGCUAUCGGCGUUCAAGCGGCCGUACUGCAUGGUCGUGAGUGCUUUGCGCAACUCCCUGACUUUCACAGCCACAGGACGAUAUGCAGCUGCAAGUCCAGGAUACCGGCGACUACUUCACGGCAAGCACAACGGCAAUGCGGUGCACUGCUCACCAGGAACUAUUCCCAGACGAAGAUGAUGAGUUGUGCCAGUGUUUCACUGCCUCCCCGCGCAUCCUGAGCCGAAAAAUCUCGAACAGCCGUCCGGUGGUGGACUGCGAGAUACAGCCAUGGCUCGCCAUAAAAGACCAUGUCGCAGGUCAGCGCUGCCAGCAAGCCCUGCUGCAGUCGUCGUUGCAAAAGAAAACACCCCAGUGCAGCAUCCGACUUCAGAGUUUCUUGCGCUCGGAGGAAGUGGUGUGGGUUGACUUUGCUGAAAGUAGAUCGGACGAACACUGCUUGCACGGCGCGGCCAAACCAUCAAGGAAGUGCCACGCCUGAGGUUGCGUAAGAGUCACGCCUAAACCGCCUAACAGAGCUGCUCAACCAUGUCCCGUCUACUGUGCUGUGCAUCACUUGGGAUGCUUCUCAUUGCAUUCAUCGUGGUCUCCUCUGUUCCGGAGAGCACCGAAGCAACACCGAGAUUCUUCAGUUUCGGAGGAGGAAAAUGGAAUCGCGGCCGCGUUAGAAGUUAUCGGCGGCCAUGGAACUUUCGCUAUUUCUUCACUCGCCGCUUCAAUUACUACAAGGCGAAACCGCCGAAGCCCAAGCCAGUAACCAGCAUGGCCCCGGCGACUGAGCCACCGACCAUGUGCGCUCCGGUGCAGACGUGCAACGUUACCGACCAGCUGGACUCUCUGACCAGCGCCCUGUACAGCGCACUCUUUUCUCAGGCCACCGAGGUGGCGCGCGCCACCGCUCAGGAGGUGUUUGCGGAAUUUCAAAACAACCCGGCAGGUGGCGAUUGCGCAAUGACAGAGCUGGUUGGCAACAUGAUUACAGCCAAUUUGAUUCCGUCAAUCGUCGACGCUGUGGUGGACUACGACCUGCAGUUGACGUUGAACAAUGACAACACGCGUGUGCUUGUUGCCAAUUACACAACUCGUGAAUUCCCCGUCGUUGGAGCCAUUCGGAUUAUCCUGACAUUUGGUGGUGGCCCUGACCUUAUUGAUGACAGCACAAACUUGCAAGCGACUAUGUUUGAGUUCCGGCCACCUACGGAGAACGUCUUCUUCCCUUUCCCACUCUUGCUACAGGAGUGCGUGACUACAACAGUAUGCGGUGUCAACGUGACACAGCCAUCUGUAUCUCCAACACCGCCAAUGAUUGUUGACGGCCCGGACAAAGUGCCCAUUCUGAUGAUCACCGACGUCCAGACGCCCAUCCUGGAAUUGUCCAAUGUCAGAUGUACACGCAACCAGUCCUAGAUACUCACCCCCUCUUUUCCCCACCCUCUUAAACACCCCCCCCCCCACACACACACACACACGCGCGCACACUUACACCCAAACUCACACACACACACACACACACCUGACUCCAAGAAUACUUCGUGGGUGGUAAGAACAAGUUAUGCACGUUAAUUUUUGCACACACAAGAAUACGAAGCCAAUCCAGUUCUAUACACAGCUGUUCACAAUGCUACCUCCACCUAGGAUGUAUGCACGUGCAGCUGUUAACCCUGUCUAUAGCGGCAUGCUCUGUACGAUCUGCACUACCUCGAGCUACAGAGCUGGCCUGUGACAAUCACCCCAUGAAAAUAACGUAGCGCUGUGUUCGAGAGUACAAGAAGUUCACUCCAGGCAGCACCCGUAGUACUGAGGAUGUGCAGUGUGCGGUGCUGUUUUGUUCAUGACGGAAACUUUAAUGACCACCACUAUAUCAGUUACCACUAGACUGAACACCCAUCUCUGCCCUAACUCCACUACUUAGGAUUAGAGUCAACCCAGGAUUUGUGGUUCGCAUGUGCUACACCAAUGCCAACUAAUCAUCAUUGUUAUGAAAUACAGCAGCACGCUAUCAGAAAACAUCCACUACUUGUAUCAUUUUUUAUUCUAUUGAAGUGGAUGUUAGCGAGGAAUAUUAUCACCUCUCGUGGCUGUUCCUUCUUAGAAAAGCUGUCUGUGUGCUCAGCUAAAUCAGUUUAAACUACUGUAGAAGUAUCCACUGUAAAAAUGAUCUCCGUCCGUAAUGUCUCUAUGAUUGUGGUCUGAAUAACGUUUGUACAUGGCAACAUUG
Messenger RNA from Sycon ciliatum, 2344 nucleotides. RefSeq lists its product as uncharacterized. Lineage: Eukaryota; Metazoa; Porifera; Calcarea; Leucosolenida; Sycettidae. The transcript has 7 exons. Bases 655 to 1533 code for a protein of 292 amino acids. The record is from RefSeq and is a predicted model, not a curated record.